Drosophila willistoni is the source of this 1132-nucleotide messenger RNA. RefSeq names its product aquaporin AQPAn.G (gene Prip). The coding region runs from base 273 to 1079 and encodes 268 amino acids. Gene Ontology annotation, cellular component: plasma membrane. Gene Ontology annotation, biological process: transmembrane transport. The transcript is spliced from 4 exons. NCBI's taxonomy places the organism in Eukaryota, Metazoa, Arthropoda, Insecta, Diptera, Drosophilidae. Gene Ontology annotation, molecular function: water channel activity. The record is from RefSeq and is a predicted model, not a curated record.
AUGCGGGACCCGCUUAGUGUUUGUCGUCGAGUCAAAGUGCGCGGUUCACUUAAAAAAUAUAGAAACAAAAAAAAUUAUAAAUCUGUAUACUAAUAACAGUAUAUGUAUAUAUAUUUUGUGUAAUAUUUUGUACAUUUGUUGUAAGCGUUAAAAUUAAAAAUUAAGAAAAAAAAAACACAAAAGGUGACGGCAUUUAUUAACAAGUUCCCAAAGAGUGUAAAGUAAAGAAGAUAAACCGAAACACACAGUACAAAAAAAAAAGAGAAAGUGCAAUGGGCAAAUUUGAAUAUUCCCUCGGUCUCAAUGAGCUCAAAUCGAAGGAGCUACGUCUAUGGCAGGCUUUAAUUGGUGAAUUUUUGGGUAAUUUCAUAUUGAAUUUCUUUGCCUGUGGCGCCUGCACUCAAAUCGAAGAUGGCACAUUCAAAGCCUUGGCCUUUGGUCUGGGUGUAUUCAUGGCCAUUACGAUUGUUGGCCAUUUGAGUGGCGGACAUGUCAAUCCUGCUGUUACCUUUGGCAUGCUCGUUGCCGGACGUGUGAGUCUAUUGAGAGCCAUCUUCUAUAUAAUCUUCCAGUGUCUGGGCGCUAUAGCCGGCACAGCAGCCGUAAAGAUCCUCCUCGAUCCGGAUUAUCACAAUGGCCUUGGACAUACAACUUUGGCUCAGAAUAUAACCGAACUUCAGGGUCUUGGCAUUGAGUUCUUUUUGGGACUGCUGUUGGUCUUGACAGUCUUUGGGGCCUGCGAUGGCAAUAAGCCAGACUCUAAGUAUACCGCUCCAUUGGCCAUUGGAAUGUCGGUGACUUUGGGCCAUUUGGGAACAAUCCGUUAUACCGGCUCUAGCAUGAAUCCGGCUCGUACGGUUGGAACUGCAUUUGCCACUGAUAUCUGGACUUCACAUUGGGUCUAUUGGGCUGGCCCCAUACUUGGAGGUGUGGCUGCUGCUUUGCUCUAUACUCAGAUAUUGGAGGCUAAACCUCAACCAAAAACAGGCGAAGCAGCUGAGAAAUAUCGCACACAUGCCGAUGAACGCGAGGUGAGAGUCAGGUUGAUAAAUGCCUGGAGCGAUAAGUAUUUUUAUUGAAUACUCCACUCCAAAACUCACGCAAUCAUCUACACACAUACAGACAAAAGACA